This is a messenger RNA of Drosophila innubila, 617 nucleotides long. RefSeq names its product mitochondrial import receptor subunit TOM20 homolog B-like. The transcript has a single exon. Gene Ontology annotation, cellular component: mitochondrial outer membrane; mitochondrial outer membrane translocase complex. NCBI's taxonomy places the organism in Eukaryota, Metazoa, Arthropoda, Insecta, Diptera, Drosophilidae. The record is from RefSeq and is a predicted model, not a curated record. The coding region runs from base 33 to 536 and encodes 167 amino acids. Gene Ontology annotation, biological process: protein targeting; protein import into mitochondrial matrix; tRNA import into mitochondrion. Gene Ontology annotation, molecular function: transmembrane protein transporter activity.
CAAGCGUCUCGUUAUAAUACUUUUCGAUAAAAAUGCUCAAAUUUAACUGCCGAACGGUAAUUUGGACCGGUCUGGCAACAAUGGCUAUUGUGGGUUACUGCAUAUAUUUUGAUCAAAAGCGCAGAAAGGAUCCCCACUACAAACGUCGAAUCUAUGAGCGACGAGAAUUUGAUCGACGAUUAAAGUUACCGCAAAUAGAUGAAAGCAUGUCCCCGGUAAAUGUCGAGGUGGUUGAAUACUUUUUGCAGCGCGUAUAUCUGGGCGAAACAUAUUUUAGGCGGAACGAUUGGAAUCGAGCUGUCCAUAAUUUUGCCAACGCGAUCAUGAUCUGUGCCAAUCCAAGUAUCUUUCUAUACAAGUUGCAUAAGGUGAUGCCCAAAGAAUUCUAUGACCUGAUUAUGGCCAGGGUACAAUUGCUGAUAAAUACCUCUGAUGCUUGGAGUGGAUCAUCGAGUACAAUGAGUGAUGUUUACGAGAAUUAUACCGAAUCGUCAACUGAGGGAACCGACUCACAAUUGCUCGACAACGACAGUUGAAUAACUUUUUGAGAUCUUCUACAAAUUUACAAUAUUUAUAUGUUAAUAAAGUACGUCAGAUUCUAUUAAAUUGACCUCAAA